GGGAUCAGCUGUGCCAGUCCCUGAAGGCCACACCACACUGACUGCCUGCCUGUACGCUGGCACACACAGUUCCAGGCACUGCCAACACAGAGAUAGAGCUGUGCCUCCAGCCUACCCUCGUCACCAAGUCUACUGAGCCACUCUGGAUACCACUGAUGUCUUAGUAACCGGAUGGCAAACAACCAAAUGCAGAUCAACAUUAUCCUUCGUCUUCUCUAUCGAACAUGAAGCCCUUUGCUCGGGGCUAAGAGGAGAGGGGAUUUUCCUUGUCUUGGUUUUUGUGGAAAUGGAGGGGUAUUAAUUCUGCGUCUCUGUGUCUGUCGUGAGGUGACAUCUUGAGAUGCUGACAGGACACCUGGAGAAGAACAGCAGGGCUGGCUUUGGCCGGACGAAGCCGCUCAAGAUGAACAUGGUGAAGAGGAUCAUGGGUAGGCCGCGGCAGGAGGAGUGUAGCCCGCAAGACAAUGCACUUGGCCUCAUGCACCUCAGACGCCUCUUCUCAGAGCUCUGCCACCCUCCACGUCACAUGACCCAGAAGGAGCAGGAGGAGAAACUCUACAUGAUGCUGCCCGUCUUCAACAGGGUGUUUGGUAACGCUCCCCCCAGCACCAUGACAGAGAAGUUCCAGGACCUCCUCCAGUUCACUACCCAGGUGUCCCGGCUCAUGGUCACAGAGAUCAGACGGAGGGCCUCCAACAAGUCCACAGAGGCAGCCAGUAGAGCCAUCGUCCAGUUCCUGGAGGUGAACCACAGUGAAGAGGCGUCACGUGGCUGGAUGCUACUGACCACCAUCAACCUGCUAGCAUCCUCCGGACAGAAAACGGUGGACUGCAUGACCACCAUGUCGGUGCCCUCCACCCUGGUGAAGUGUCUGUAUCUGUUCUUUGACCUUCCUCACAUGGCCGAGGCCCCUGGGGCCUCACAGACCCAGACCCCAGAGCUGCCCCAGGCUGACCGUCGGGCCCUGCUGCAGAAGGUCUUCGCACAGAUCCUGGUGAAGCUGUGUAGCUUUGUCUCUCCGGCGGAGGAACUGGCCCAGAAAGACGAUCUCCAGCUACUCUUCUCUGCCAUCACGUCCUGGUGCCCCCCCCACAACCUGCCCUGGAGGAAGAGCGCCGGCCAGGUCCUCACCACCAUCUCACGACACGGACUCAGCGUCAACGUCAUCAAGUAUAUCCACGAGAAAGAGUGCCUGGCCACAUGUAUCCAGAACAUGCAGCAGUCAGAUGACCUCUCACCCCUGGAGAUCGUAGAGAUGUUUGCCGGUCUGUCCUGCUUCCUGAAGGACUCCAGCGACGUCUCCCAGACCCUGCUGGACGACUUCAGGAUGUGUCAGGGAUACACGUUCCUCUGCGACCUCAUGCUCAGAUUGGAGCAGGCCAAAGAGGAGGACAGCAGUGAUGCUCUGAAGGAUCUGGUCAACCUAGUGACGCUUCUGACCACCUAUGGCGUGACGGAUCUCAAACCGGCCGGUCUCACCACUGGAGCCCCCUUUCUCCUGCCCGGCUUCGUACUCCCACAGCCUUCUGGGAAAGGCCACACGGUGAGGAACCUCCAGUCGUUCUCCGUCCUACAGAAUGCCUUCCUGAGGGCUAAGACGUCACGGCUGACCGGCACGCUGCUGGACGCCAUCGGCAACAUCUACGCCGCCGACCACGCCAACUACUUCAUCCUGGAGGCACAACACACACUCUCACAGUUCGCUGACAAGGUGGCCAAGCUGCCAGAUGCCCAGACAAAGUACUUUGACCUGUUGGAGUUUGUAGUGUUCAGUCUGAACUAUGUCCCCUGUAAGGAGCUGUUCAGUGUCAGCGUCCUGCUGAAGGGCUCUACGUCAUACACCUGCAGUAUCACAGCCACCAGGACUCUGUUGAAGUUGAGUCGUCAUGACGCAGUGUUCAGUGAUGUGUUGAGAGAGGUGGGGCUGCUGGAGGUGCUGGUUAACCUCCUGCAUAAAUACGCUGCCCUGCUCAAAGACCCCGCAACGCAACAACAGACUCAGUCACAGAACAACGAACAAGGUGACUGUAAGAACAGCAGUGUAGCGGAGGAACAGAAACAGUUAGCUUGGCUGGUCAUGGAGACGCUGACUGUCCUGCUGCAAGGCUCCAACACUAACGCAGGUCUGUUCAGAGAGUUUGGAGGGGCGCGGUGUGUCCACAACAUAGUGAAGUAUGAUCAGUGCAGGGAACAUGCUCUGAUGAUCAUUCAGCAGCUGGUUCUGUCCUCUAGCGGAGAUGAUGACAUGGGAACACUCCUGGGUCUGAUGCACUCUGCCUCGUCCACCGAGCUACAGCUCAAAACAGACAUACUACAGACUCUCCUGGCUGUGCUGAGAGAAAGCCAUCGCACGCGGACAGUCUUCCGGAAGGUCGGGGGCUUUGUGUAUGUGACGUCCCUACUCGUUGCCAUGGAGCGCUCUCUGUGUCAGCCGCCGCGUCACGGGUGGGAACGGGCCAAUCAGAACCAAGUGUUUGAGCUCCUCCACACCGUCUUCUGCACGUUGACCGCUGCCAUGCGCUACGAACCCGCCAACUCACACUUCUUCAGGACGGAGAUCCAGUAUGAAAAACUGGCAGACGCUGUCAGGCUGCUGGGUUGUUUCUCGGAGGCCAAGAAGGUUGGAGUCACGGGAGUGUUCCCUUCCAAUGCCCAGCCCUUCCUGAGGCUGCUGGAGGACGACGGGGCAGGGGGCGGGACUGGGGACAACAUCUGCCCCACCCUCAAACACUGCAGCAAGCUCUUCAUCUACCUUCAUAAGAUGGCCACCGACUCCUUCGACAGUCGUGCGGAGCAGGUUCCCCCCUGCCUCACUCACGAGACCUCCCUGCCAUCCCCCUGGGGUACGCCAGCGCUCGCCAGGAAGAGGCACGGCUACCAGGGCACAUCAGGCCCCCCUGCAGGGGUCCGAGCCUUGACGGACCUAAACAUGAAACUACAACUGGCCAACUCUUCCUCCUCGUCGGACUCGGUGGUCAUCCACCCUGGGGCGGGGCUAGCAAUGCUGGACCUGCUAGCCUCCGUCAGCUCCGACAGCCAACCAGAGCAUGCUCUGGACCUUCAGCUAGCAGUGGCUAACAUCCUGCAGCUGCUGGUCCACAGUGAGAGAAACCAGCAGAUCCUGUGUGAAGCAGGUCUCCACAGCAGACUACUGCAGCGCUGCAGCCUGGCCCUGGGAGACGAGGAACACCCCCUACACCCACCGCUGCAGAGGAUGUUUGAGAGGCUGGCCUCACAGGCCCUGCAGCCUAUGGCCCUGAGAGAGUUCCUCCGGCUGGGUAACCCUCUAAACUGUGGCGCCUGGGACAAGAAGCUGCUCAAACAGUAUCGUGUCCACAAACCCUCCUCCCUGAGCUACGACGCAGAGAUGAGAAACUCUAUGACUAUAUCGAUGGAGGGCUGUUUUGGUCCCGACACCGUGUUCCCAGCGGCCGGUGAAGACAACAGUCAGUACCGGAUCAGCCGUAGCCUGGUGCGCUCGGCCGAGGGGAGCACCGUGCCGCUCACACGCGUCAAGUGCCUGGUCUCCAUGACAACGCCCCACGACAUCCGCCUUCACGGCUCGGCCGUCACUCCAGCCUUCGUGGAGUUUGACACCUCGCUGGAGGGCUUUGGGUGUCUGUUCCAGCCAAGCCUGGCUCCUCACAACGCUCCCUCUAACAAUGCCAACACAGGAGGAGUCAGUGAUGGAGCCGUGGUCUCUGGGAUUGGAGCAGGAGAGCGUCUGUUCCCCCCUCCGUCUGGUCUAAGCUACUCUACGUGGUUCUGUGUGGAGAGGUUCAGCUCUGCCCCCCACACCCACCCUGUCCGUCUGCUGACGGUGGUCCGACGGGCCACAUCCUCAGAACAACACUAUAUCUGUCUGGCCGUGGUUCUGUCUGCUAAGGACCGGUCCCUGACGGUGUCCACCAAGGAGGAGCUGCUGCAGAGCUAUGUAGAUGACUUCAGUGAGGUUCCUUCGUUCUUCGAGGUUCUGGCGUGCUGCGUGCGCAGGUUCCGCUGCGGAGAGCUGAUCGGAGAGGGUCAGUGGCACCACCUGCUGUUAGUCAUGAGUAAAGGCAUGAAAAACAGCAUGGCCACGCUGUACAUCGACGGACAACUGUUCCAAACCACCAAGCUCCACUACAUCCACAGUUCUCCUGGUGGUUCUGGGAGCACCAACCCUCCUGUGGUCAGCACCGUGUACAGCUACAUAGGCACUCCCCCUGCCCAGAGACAGCUGUCCAAUCUGGUGUGGCGCCUGGGGCCCACACACUUCCUGGAGGAGGGGCUUCCUGCUGCCAGCGUCGCUGCGGUGUACGAGCUCGGUCCCAACUACACAGGCAGCUUUCAGGCCGUCUACCUGCUCUGUAAAGACUCUAAGACUGGAGAGCCUUCAUGUCCAGUCGCCCUGGUCCCAGAGGAGAAGGUAUCCUUCAGCCUGUACGCCCUCUCUGUCUCUGCCCUCACCGUGGCCAAGAUACGCAAGGUCUACAACAAGCUGGACAGCAAGGCCAUCGCUAAACAGUUGGCUGUGUCGUCUCAUGAGAAUGCCACUCCGGUCAAGCUGAUCCACAACGCGGCCGGUCACCUCAACGGUCCAGCACGCACCAUAGGAGCAGCUGUCAUUGGAUACCUGGGUGUGCGUGCGUUCGUCCCCAAGCCUGUGGCGACUAACCUGCAGUACGUGGGCGGGGCUGCGGCCAUUUUGGGCCUGGUUGCCAUGGCGCAGGACGUUGAGGGUCUCUACGCGGCCGUCAAGGCGAUGGUGUGCGUCGUCAAGAGCAACCCGCUGGCCAGCAAGGAGAUGGAGCGCAUCAAAGGCUACCAGCUGCUGGCCAUGUUGUUGAAGAAGAAGCGUCACCUGCUGAACAGCCACAUCCUGCACCUGACCUUCUCCCUGGUGGGAACAGUAGACAGCGGCCACGAGACCUCCAUCAUCCCCAACACCACCGCCUUCCAGGACCUGCUCUGUGACUUCGAGGUGUGGCUCCAUGCACCCUACGAACUGCACCUGUCCCUGUUUGAACACUUUAUAGAGCUCCUCACUGAGUCCAGUGAGGCAGCGAAGAACGCUAAGUUGUUACGAGAGUUCCAGCUGAUUCCCAAGCUGCUGUUAACCCUGAGAGACACGUCUCUGUCUCAGCCCACCAUCUCUGCUAUCAGCAACGUUUUGAGUCUGCUACUGCAAGGGUUCCCCAACCCAUAUGACCUGCUACGGUUUGGCCAGUUCAUCUCAUCCACCCUGCCAACCUUUGCUGUGUGUGAGAAGUUUGUAGUGAUGGAGGUCAACAACGAGGAGAAGAUAGAUGGAGGUAAUGAUGAAGACCUUGGGGGUCUUCUGUCGGCCAACCUGAUCCUGUUGAGGAACAGACUGCUAGACAUCCUUCUCAAACUGCUCUUCACCACCAAGGAGAAAUGCACCGUCAACGCACAGGCAUGUGAGGAGUUGGUGCGUACCCUGGGCUUCGACUGGUUGUUGAUGUUCACGGAGGAGCACCUCCACUCCAGCAGUGUAACAGCAGCUCUGUGGAUCCUGGUGGUUCUCCUCAGUAACCAGCCCAUACUGACCAGGUUCAGAGAGGGACUGACCGGAGGCGAAUGGCUGGACCACACUGACUCUGUCCUCACCAACAAGAUCGGCACCGUGAUGGGCUUCAACGUGGGCCGCAGCGCCGGCGGUCGCUCCACGCUACGGGAGAUCAACCGAGACGCCUGCCAUUUCCCAGGGUUCCCUGUUCUGCAGACGCUGCUGCCGAAACACACCAACGUCCCCGAGCUCUACUUCCUGCUGAUGGCCCUGUUCCUGCAACAACCCGUCACAGAGCUGCCGGACAGCCUCCAGGUACAUUUUGACCUGGACUCUAUCUGGACGUUUGUCUUUGGAGUCCCUGCUUCCAGCGCCACCAUAGUGGGAUCCAUCCACAGUGUCUGCACCGAGGCUGGCUUCCUGUUACUGGGGAUGCUGAGGAGCAUGCUCAACCUGCCGUGGCAGUCUGAGGAAGAGGGUUCGUGGCUGAGGGAGUACCCGGUGACUCUGAUGCAGUUCUUCAGGUACCUGUAUCACAACGUCCCAGACCUGGCCCCAAUGUGGCACAGCCCAGAGUUCCUGUGUGUCCUGGCUGCCUCAGUCUUCCCCUUCAACAUCAGGCCCUACUCUGAGAUGGUGAGUGACCUGGAUGACGAAGCAGGGUCACCAACGGAAGAAUUCAAGGCCUUCACCGCCGACACGGGCAUGAACCGUAGCCAAUCGGAAUACUGCAACGUGGGUUCGAAGACCUACCUGACCAAUCAUCCGGCCAAGAAGUAUGUGUUUGACUUCAUGAAGGUGCUGAUCAUGGACAACCUGUGUCUGACUCCGGCCAACAAACAGACGUCCACCAUAGACCUACUGUUAGAGGCGUCCCCAGAGCGCUCCACCAGGACUCAGCAGAAAGAGUUCCAGUCCCACAUCCUGGACUCUGUCAUGGAACACCUGCUGGCUGCUGAUGUCCUCCUAGGUGAGGAUGCAUCCUUGCCCAUCACCAUUGGAGGGAGCUACCAGGUACUGGUGAACAACGUGUUCUUCUUCACACAGCGCGUGGUGGACAAGCUGUGGCAGGGCAUGUUCAACAAGGAGUCCAAGAUGGUGGUGGAGUUUAUAGUGCAGCUUAUAGGACAGUCCAAGAGGAGGUCGCAGAGUCUGUCUCUGGACUCUCUCUAUCACUGUCUGAACCGUACGGUCCUGUACCAGCUGUCUCGACCUCACAAGACCGUACCUCAGCAGGUAGCUCUGCUGGACUCUCUACGGGUGUUGACCGUCAACCGUAACCUGGUACUGGGACCGGGCAACCACGACCAGGAGUUUGUAGCCUGUCUGGCUCACUGCUUCAUCAACCUGCACGUUGGGAGUAGUGUGGAGGGUUUUGGUUUGGAGGCAGAGGCUCGUAUGACCACCUGGCACGUCAUGAUGCCCGCUGAGAAUGGACCUGAUAACAGACACAGCCAGGAAGUUAGCGAAGGUCGCCAGCUGCUGCUGAAGGCAGUAAACCGUGUGUGGACAGAGCUGAUGCACAGCAAAAGACCCAUGUUGGAGGACAUCUUUAAGGUAUCCCUCCCCACCAACGACAGAGGACAUGUAGAUAUCAGCACCGCUCGGCCUGCCCUGGAAGAACCUGCCCUGAAGAGCUGGCAGAACCACCUGGUCCAUGAGAAGAAGUGUAUUAGCAGAGGGGAGUCGGUGGCUCCGGCCAGCCAGUCCAAGCUGUCUCGGGUCAGUAGUGGUUUUGGUCUGUCCAAGUUGACCGGCGCUCGACGCAACAAGAAGGAAAACUCCCUGAACAAGAACAACCUUUCUGCACAGGAGACGUUCCAGUGGAUGUUCACCCACAUAGCGGUGGUCAGGGACCUGGUGGCCAUGCAGUAUAAAGAGUACCAGGAGAGGCAGCAGAAUGUCCUAAAAUACGUGACAGAGGAGUGGUCAUCUAUAGAGUAUGAGCUGCUGAGAGAGCGGGGCCUCUGGGGGCCCCCCAUCGGAUCCCACCUGGACAAGUUCCUACUCGAGAUGACCGAGGGGCCCUGUCGCAUGAGGAAGAAGAUGGUCCGCAACGACAUGUUCUACAUUCAUUAUCCAUACGUCCCCGAGCCUGAACCCAGCACUAAUGGCCAAGUACAGAAGCCGGUGCGUUACCGCCGAGCGAUAAGCUACGACAGUAAGGAGUACUACAUGAGACUGCUGUCAGGGAACCCUGGGAUGUAUCAGCACUCUAUAGAGCAGGACACUGAGGGAGAGACCACUCAGCAUGAACCUGGAGAGGUGCACGGAGAGGACACCAUCGCCAGAGUCAAAGGUCUGGUGAAGGCCCCUCUGAAGAGGUCACGCUCCACCACGGACAGAGCCGAUGAGGAACAAGACCUGCUCCCGGAACAGAUCUUAGAGUCAGGAGGUCUGGACGAGGAACAGAGGACAGACAACACAUCACUGCUACGACUACUGGAGGAGGGAGAGAAGAUCCAGCACAUGUACCGGUGUGCGCGGGUGCAGGGUCUGGACACUAGCGAGGGGCUGCUCCUGUUCGGGAAGGAGCACUUCUAUGUCAUCGACGGUUUCACCAUGACCGUCAGCAGAGAGAUCAGAGACAUCGAGACGCUGCCCGCCAAUCUUCAUGAGACCAUCAUCCCCAGAGGUGCGAGGCAGGGUCAGAGCCAGCUGAAGAGGACAUGUAGCAUCUUCGCUUACGAGGACAUUAAGGAGGUCCACAAGAGACGAUACCUGUUGCAGCCCAUGGCUGUGGAGGUGUUCUCAGGAGAUGGGAGGAACUACCUGCUGGCCUUCCAGAAAGGAGUCCGUAACAAGGUGUACCAGAGGUUCCUCGCCGUGGUUCCCUCUCUGGCUGACAGCUCAGAGUCCGUCUCAGGACAAAGGCCCAACACCAGCGUAGAACAGGGGUCUGGGCUACUCAGCACUCUGGUAGGAGAGAAAUCUGUCACCCAAAGAUGGGAGCGUGGAGAGAUCAGUAACUUCCAGUAUCUGAUGCAUCUCAACACCCUGGCUGGUCGCUCCUACAACGACCUGAUGCAGUACCCUGUCUUCCCCUGGAUCCUGGCUGACUACGACUCUGAGGAGUUGGACCUAAACAACCCACGGACGUUCCGUAACCUGGCUAAACCAAUGGGAGCCCAGACAGACGACAGGCUGACCCAGUACAAGAAGAGGUUCAAGGACUGGGAGGACCCUACCAGUGAGACCCCGGCGUAUCACUACGGUACACACUACUCCUCAGCCAUGAUCGUGGCGUCCUACCUGAUCCGCAUGGAACCUUUCACUCAGAUCUUUCUCAGGCUUCAGGGAGGUCACUUUGACCUGGCUGACAGGAUGUUCCACAGCGUGCGUGAGGCCUGGCUCUCUGCCUCCAAACACAACAUGGCCGACGUCAAGGAGCUCAUCCCGGAGUUCUUUUACCUGCCAGAGUUCAUGCUCAACUCUAACAACUUUGACCUGGGUGCCAAACAGAAUGGGAUUCGACUAGGAGACGUCCUUCUGCCUCCAUGGGCCAAGGGAGACCCCCGAGAGUUCAUCAGAGUCCAUCGACAGGCUCUGGAGUGUGACUACGUAUCGUCCCACCUCCAUGAGUGGAUCGACCUGAUCUUUGGCUUCAAGCAGCAGGGUCCUCCUGCGGUGGAGGCAGUCAAUGUGUUCCACCACCUGUUCUACGAGGGCCAGGUGGACAUCUACAACAUCAACGACCCCCUCAAGGAGACCGCCACCAUCGGGUUCAUCAACAACUUCGGACAAAUCCCCAAACAGUUGUUUAAGAAGCCCCACCCUCCGAAGCGUGUACGUAGUAAGUCUAACGGGGAGAUGGCAGGGGGCGUGCCCGUCUCUCUCUCCUCAACCACUGACAAGAUCUUCUUCCAUCAUCUGGACAACCUCAGACCCUCGCUAGCCCCCGUCAAAGAGCUGAAAGAGCCAGUGGGCCAGAUCGUGUGUACUGAGAAGGGCAUUCUGGCUGUGGAGCAGAAUAAAGUCCUCCAACCUCCUGUCUGGAACAAGACCUUUGCCUGGGGUUACGCUGAUCUCUCCUGCAGACUGGCCAACUAUGAGUCCGACAAGGCGGUGGUGGUGUAUGAGUGUCUGUCAGAGUGGGGUCAGAUCCUGUGUGCCAUCUGCCCCAACCCCAAGCUGGUCAUCACCGGGGGAACCAGCACUGCCAUCUGUGUCUGGGAGACGGGCACAUCCAAGGAGAGGGCCAAGACCCUCACACUCAAACAGGCGUUGCUGGGCCAUACAGACACAGUAACCUGUCUGACAGCCUCGUCAGCGUAUCACAUCCUGGUGUCUGGUUCUAGAGACAGGACCUGCAUCAUCUGGGACCUCAACAAACUGUCCUUCGUCACACAGCUCAGAGGACACAGGGCCCCCGUCUCCGCCCUUUGCAUCAACGAACUCACGGGGGACAUAGUGUCUUCGGCGGGCACCUACAUCCAUGUGUGGAGCAUUAACGGCAGUCCCAUAGCCAGCGCCAACACCUUCACAGGCCGCUCACAGCAGAUCCUCUGUUGCUGCGUGUCAGAGAUGAACGAAUGGGACACGCAGAACGUCAUCGUCACCGGACACUCCGACGGCGUCGUCAGGUUCUGGAGGAUGGAGUUCCUACAAGUCCCAGAAACCCCUGCUCCAGAGCCCAUCGAGCCCCCUGAUGUAACUGACUGCUGUACAGAGGACAAGCUGGCAGAGGGACCCGAGAGCCAGAACGCUGACGACGACAGCAGCGAAUCAGACGGAGACGAGCCCUGCCUCAGCACAGAGUCCAAACCCUCCCCUCUGCCCAACGCUGCAGCUGGGGGAGGAGCUGGAUCGGUUGGGGGAGGAUCAGGCAGCCAACCAGGCAGCACCGUCCACAGACCCAAAGUUCCUAGGGGUCCCGGUGCCCCCGGGGGUCGGCCAGGGGCCUCCUGGUCAGUGGACAGCGGGUCAGAUGACUCCCGACGCUGGUCAGACACCCUCAGCCUGGACGAGAAGGACGGCUUUGUGUUCGUCAACUACUCCGAGGGACAGACGGGACAGACACCCCUCAAACCAGGGGUCCACCCUCACCCCCAGCUUCACCCUCCGCACCCCAUAGCAGGUCAUGUGGGGGUCCCCCAGCCCGUACACCCCACCACCAUGGAGGCACGGCCCUAUAACCAGCUCAGAGCAGGCUACAGAUGGGAGCGACAGCUGGUGUUCCGUAGUAAACUGACCAUGCACACUGCAUUCAACCGGAAGGACAACGCUCACCCAGCCGAGAUCACAUCCCUCGCCAUCUCCAAGGACCACAGUAAGAUCCUGGUGGGUGAUGGUCGUGGCAGAGUGUUCAGCUGGUCGGUGAGUGACCAGCCUGGUCGUUCUGCUGCUGACCACUGGGUGAAGGACGAGGUUGUGGACAGCUGUUCUGGCUGUACCGUACGUUUCUCCCUCACAGAGAGACGUCACCACUGCAGGAACUGUGGACAGCUCUUCUGUCAGAAGUGUAGUCGUUUCCAGUCUGAGAUCAAGCGUCUGAAGAUCUCAUCCCCGGUGAGGGUCUGUCAGAACUGUUAUUAUAACCUGCAGCACGAGCGCAGUGCUGAGGACGGAUGCAGAAACUAACCAAGGUCCUCGGUCCCACACCACUACAGCGGAAAGCCUAUGUUGUGCCCGUUCUCUCUCUCGCACACCCACCCCCCCACACACACACCUCCCCCAAAAAAUACCCCACCUGUGCACCCCUCUACACACACCUGUCCAGUAACCACAUGUAACGCACUGAAUGACAUAGACUAAAAGGGAUCACCGGUUUGAACUGUGGCGAUUGUUUCCGUAACUGUGGUAGUUAGUUUAGUAUGAAGAAGACUGGGGGGUGGAUGGAUGGAUAGAAAAAGCCUAUCAAAUAGAGAGAGAAGAGUGUGAGGGGAGAGUUCGUUAAACAAUCUAAUUUCUCGCUUUCUUUCAAAGUAGGUAGUUAGUUUAGUAUGAAGAAGACUGGGGGGUGGAUGGGGGGGUGGGGGGGGGAUGGAUGGAUGGAUAGAAAAAGCCUAUCAAAUAGAGAGAGAAGAGUGUGAGGGGAGAGUUCGUUAAACAAUCUAAUUUCUCGCUUUCUUUCACAAGUCACAAAAUAAAUAAAACGCUGACCCUCAGCUCUAUCCUCCGUGUGUCACCAUUAGAUCUUAGAGACCAACAGGAAACUCAUUCAGUUCAAAACUUGUUUAUAUUGUAAAUACUUAACAUUGACCUUUUUAACGAGCAGGAGGGGGGGGGGGGGGAGAGAGAGAGAGAAAAAAAACCUGAGAAAAUAAUUAUAUUAAUGGUUGUUGAGGACAAAACAAGUGAUUGUGACUAAUCAUUCCCGGCUUUAAAAACUAAAGGAAUGUGUGUAAUGUUAGUCUAUAAUGUCACGGAAGCCCAGAGGGAAUGAGAACUGCUACGUUCCAAAUGGCACCCUAUUCCCUACGUAAGCGCACUACUUUUGACCAGAGUCCUAUGAGAAUAGGGUGCAAAGAGCAAGUCCACUAUAGAGAAUUAGGGACGCUAUUUGGGAUGUGGACGAUGAUAAUGACAGGGGGGGGGGGGGGGGGGGACUAUGAAUGUUAUAAUAAUAGUAAUAAGUGUUUGUGGGUUGACAUUACAGUUUCUAGUUAUGCAAUGACUUCUUCAUUAUUUUCUUUACAUUUAUAUUGAUGUGUGACUUGCCCACAGUGUCAAGCGACUGCCAUUAAAGUGAGAUUGCGUCAUGUCUUUUCUUCGCCAAAUCGUUUCGAUAUUAUAUAUCACGCUGAGUAGUAUGUAUGACGAGCUAACCGUGUCUGUCUUUUAUCUACCAUUGCAGGCUUUAGUUUGGAACACGUAACCCCCCCCCCCCCCCCUCCUCCCCCACCAAACAGUUUAGUUCCCAGAUUAUGUUAUUGUUGUUGUUUUUAUCAAGACUGGAGAAAAGAUCAUAUCAAAUCAAACGUUAUGUGUUUAUUUGUCACAUGCGCCGAAUACAACAGCUGUGGACCUUACCGUGAAAUGUUUAAUUACAAGCCUUUUAACUAAACAAUACAUUUUAAGAAGAAAAAAGUGUCAAGUAAAAUAAUUGUUGAGUUAAUUAUAUAUUUUUAAGUAACAAAUAAUUAAAGAGCAGCAGUAAAAUAACAAUAGCGAGACUAAAUACAGAGGGUACCGGUACAGAGUCAAUGUGGAGGCUAUAUACAGGGGGUACCGGUACAGAGUCAAUGUGGAGGCUAUAUACAGGGGGUACCGGUACAGAGUCAAUGUGGAGGCUAUAUACAGGGGGUACCGGUACAGAGUCAAUGUGGAGGCUAUAUACAGGGGGUACCGGUACAGAGUCAAUGUGGAGGCUAUAUACAGGGGGUACCGGUACAGAGUCAAUGUGGAGGCUAUAUACAAGGGGGUACCGGUACAGAGUCAAUGUGGAGGCUAUAUACAGGGGCUACCGGUACAGAGUCAAUGUGCGGGGGGCACCGGUUAGUCGAGGUAAUUGAGGGAAUAUGUACAUGUAGGUAGAGUUAUUAAAGUGACUAUGUGUAGAUAAUAAACAGUUCGGUUUCUAGGAUUUCCUUCCCGUUACCAUAGCAAUAUUUAUUUAAUACCUCCGUUGAUCUGUGGUCUCCAUAGGACAUUACUAGUUUUUCGCCUGGAGGUAAAUCAUCAUGGGUUCAUCAUCUGAAAUAGAAUAUAGAGAAUAUACACAAUAUAUGUGUGAUAGAUUCAUCUGUUUUGAUCACAUCUCAUUACUGCAUUGCUCUUGCUAUGCUACUGUAGUUGCUGUAUUGUAGAGAUAGUGUAUAGCAUUAGUGUACCUCUGCUCCCCCCCGUCUAGGUCAGGACCUCUGCUCCCCCCCGUCUAGGUCAGGACCUGUGCUCUCCCCGUCUAGGUCAGGACCUCUGCUCUCCUCGUCUAGGUCAGGACCUCUGCUCUCCCUGUCUAGGUCAGGACCUCUGCUCCCCCCCGUCUAGGUCAGGACCUCUGCUCCCCCCCGUCUAGGUCAGGACCUCUGCUCCCCCCCGUCUAGGUCAGGACCUGUGCUCUCCCCGUCUAGGUCAGGACCUGUGCUCUCCCCGUCUAGGUCAGGACCUCUGCUCUCCCUGUCUAGGUCAGGACCUCUGCUCUCCUCGUCUAGGUCAGGACCUCUGCCCUCCUCGUCUAGGUCAGGACCUCUGCUCUCCUCGUCUAGGUCAGGACCUCUGCUCUCCCCGUCUAGGUCAGGACCUCUGCUCCCCCCGUCUAGGUCAGGACCUGUGCUCCCCCCCGUCUAGGUCAGGACCUCUGCUCCCCCCUGUCUAGGUCAGGACCUCUGCUCCCCCCUGUCUAGGUCAGGACCUCUGCUCCCCCCGUCUAGGUCAGGACCUCUGCUCUCCUCGUCUAGGUCAGGACCUCUGCUCUCCCCGUCUAGGUCAGGACCUCUGCUCUCCCCGUCUAGGUCAGGACCUCUGCUCCCCCCGUCUAGGUCAGGACCUCUGCUCUCCCCGUCUAGGUCAGGACCUCUGCUCUCCUCGUCUAGGUCAGGACCUCUGCUCUCCCCGUCUAGGUCAGGACCUCUGCUCCCCCCUGUCUAGGUCAGGACCUCUGCUCUCCUCGUCUAGGUCAGGACCUCUGCUCUCCUCGUCUAGGUCAGGACCUCUGCUCUCCCCGUCUAGGUCAGGACCUCUGCUCCCCCCGUCUAGGUCAGGACCUCUGCUCCCCCCGUCUAGGUCAGGACCUCUGCUCCCCCCCGUCUAGGUCAGGACCUCUGCUCUCCCCGUCUAGGUCAGGACCUCUGCUCUCCCCCGUCUAGGUCAGGACCUCUGCUCUCCCUGUCUAAGUGGAUGAGAAAGAGUAGCAUUACACUAAUUUAUACAUUGAUUCUAAUAUGGAGAUCUAUGGAAUAGCUGCAGUAGAACUAGAAAUGAGACCCAGUUAACCAGAGAGUCCUAUGGAAUAGCUGCAGUAGAACUAGAGAUGAGACCCAGUUAACCAGAGAGUCCAAUGGAAUAGCUGCAGUAGAACUACAGAUGAGACCCAGUAGUGUGUGUUAGUGAGAGAUAAUCUAAAAUGUUCUAGGUGUUUUACAUCUACUAAGAUGAAAGCAAGUUAGGUUGUACAGUUGUAUCUGGAACGUUUGGGGAUACAAGGAUCACCUCGACAUAUAUAUAUAUAUAUAUAUUUGACUGAGGACGAUCUCUGUAGUUGAUUGCAGCAUGAAAUCCUCUGUCGGUCACAAGAAAAGCGAUUUGCUCGUCACAUUUCACUCUUGAGAUGUCGUUAGCUAGCUACGUGGCGUAUGUUAGAAGUAGUUCUCGAUGUAUGUGAGGACCGUGAAAUGCGAACAUAGUUUGUUUGUGGUCAUGAUUCCUCAUCGAUCUGCAUCCCUCCUCGUUCAUUCGUCGUGUUCUGUAUGUUGAUGAUGCUGUGGGCAACAGUGCAUUGAAGUGCUGCUUUCUUUACUAGAAAUCACUUUUUAUUUUUUACACUUGAUUUUUUUUUUUUUUGUAACUAGAUUUUUUGUUGUUGGAGAGUCUCUUCUGACAGAUAAAACACUUUGAGCUGUUACACAAGUGCAGUCAAUGAGUUGUUAAUGAUCGAUUACAGUGUGACGACUCCCCCCCCCUCCCCCUCCGUGUUAUAUGCACUCUUAUUACUAUUGGUAAAUCACUCUAGGUAUGUACUGUACCAUAACAGCCAGCUGAUAACAUGUCUGUUACUAAGCAACUUCAAAAUAAACCAGAUGGCUUAUUAUUGUUAUUAUUCUUAUUCAUCUGAGUUCAUUAUUUCCACCUUCUCCAUGUACAAAAAAAAAUAAUUAACAAACAAAAAAAGUUUAGAAAGGAAUACGAAUCAUGAUUUUUAUCGAAUGCAAAUUUUACGUUGUCAGGCUAUCAUUUUUUUUUUUUUUUUUUUAAAGAAAAGGGUGCAUUUCUUCUCCAGAGUGAAAUGAACUGUAUAAAGUAUUUAUGCAAAUAUUAACUUGGAGUUUUUCAUUAUUUUUUUUUACGUCAGGAAGUUGUUACGUGUUGUGUGUGGAUUAACACAACUGAUUUUGUGUCCAGUUGCAUUGAACAUGUUUUAUUAUCAUUAUUAUUUUUGUUUUCGUGAUUAUAUAUUUUUUUUCCCAGCGCAUUGUCAGUCUUAUGAGUUUGUUUUUAAGCCAUUAUUAACCCCCCGAAGCGAUAGGUCGGUGUACAGUUACGAUGGGAGUGCUGGAGAUGUACCCCAACUCUGGGUGGCCUUUUUCUAUUCUUUAUGGAGAAAAAAAAAAAAAAAAAAAGGACUGAUCAAAUUUAAAUAAUGUAUUAUUUUUGAUGGUCUUGUAUUAGACUGCAUUACUACAGUAUCUAGUGUGCAAUCUGUGAUGAUAGCUGAAUGUUCAUUGUGUAUAUGUGUUCAGUACAACAAUGAGAAGAACCGUAGAAUAACCCCUACAGAAACUGUAACAAUAAUACAAUAGAUCUGGUACGUAUAAUUGCAUUAAAUACUCGCUGUUUACCACCAAUUA
This is a messenger RNA of Oncorhynchus kisutch (coho salmon), 15954 nucleotides long. It is a transcript of the gene wdfy3, whose product is annotated as WD repeat and FYVE domain containing 3. Lineage: Eukaryota; Metazoa; Chordata; Actinopteri; Salmoniformes; Salmonidae. The record is from RefSeq and is a predicted model, not a curated record. Gene Ontology annotation, biological process: aggrephagy. Gene Ontology annotation, molecular function: protein binding; metal ion binding.